AUGGAGCCCUCCCCAGACCUGAUCCCAACUCUCCAUAGGGUACUCGAGGAGCUGUAUGAAAAUCCCCCACCGUCCAUCCCAUCACCCGCUGCCACUCCCAAGCGCGCGUCUGUUGCACUCGUCAUACGGAUCCAACCGCAUCCUUCAUACCGCCCCAAAGACAACAACAAUGCCAGUGUGUCCACUCUGGCGGAAUUCUUUGACCUUCCCUGGGUACAGCAUGGUGAUCCCGAGUGCCUGUUUAUCAAACGGGCUGCUAGGAAGGGGGAUCGCUGGACGAGCCAUGUGGCAUUGCCAGGCGGAAAGAGGGACGCAGAGGAUAAGGGCGAUUACGAGGUAGCUGUGAGGGAGUGCUUGGAGGAGGUUGGGUUGGAUCUCGAUGGAGAAAUGGCAAUUGAUUGUGGUAAAUUGCCGGAUAGGAUAGUGACGACUUCGUGGGGUACAGUGCCGCUCAUGGUUCUAUGUCCUUUUGUAUUCGUCCAUAUGUCUCCCACACCCCCACCCCUUCACUUACAACCUACCGAAGUAGCUUCAGCACACUGGGUUCCUCUACGUACUCUUCUCUCACCAGAUUUCCGUACGGUCCACAGGUGCGACGUAUCCGACCGCCUUGCGCGACAAACAACAGGACUCUUGGGCCGUUUUGUACGCUGGGGUCUCAGGAUCAAUCUAGGGCAGAUGGAGUUUUCAGCUGUUAGACUUUGGCCAAGUCAUUCGGUUUACUCCUCUUUCGGCGGUGACUUUAUCACCGACUCCGGAGCUGCUAGCGGGAGCUGGGAUAGACCCAUGUUGCUUUGGGGACUCACCUUGGGAGUUGUGACAGACUUCCUUGAGAUGUUACCUCACGGGGAGCCAGCUACUGGGUGGAAUUAUCCUACAUUUACGAGUCCGGAUGUAAAGGCUGUUGUAUGGCUCAUGACUAAAAGCCUCAGGCAAAGGAAUUGGUUAAAGAUGCAGCAAGGAAGCAUGGCGAGGGCUUUAGAAGAGAAAAGAAGAUUGGAGGAUAUCGAUGCAGAUGGGGACACGAAAAGCAGCAUGGUUCUUGUUCAAGGAAGGAACGAGAAUCGCCAGAUUGAGCCUAGGACUAGUGUUGUUGGGACCUUAUUGGAAGGGUAUUACGAUAUCGUUCAGGAUGCUGUUUGGAUCACACUCUUUGGAAGGACAUUGAUUAUUGGAACGGCUUUAGGGGCCGCCUGGUGGAAGCAUAGGAGGUAA
Morchella importuna is the source of this 1215-nucleotide messenger RNA. RefSeq lists its product as uncharacterized. Gene Ontology annotation, molecular function: coenzyme A diphosphatase activity. The coding region runs from base 1 to 1215 and encodes 404 amino acids. The record is from RefSeq and is a predicted model, not a curated record. The transcript has 4 exons. Lineage: Eukaryota; Fungi; Ascomycota; Pezizomycetes; Pezizales; Morchellaceae.